Messenger RNA from Penicillium malachiteum, 2076 nucleotides. RefSeq lists its product as uncharacterized. Bases 1 to 2076 code for a protein of 691 amino acids. Gene Ontology annotation, biological process: positive regulation of GTPase activity. The record is from RefSeq and is a predicted model, not a curated record. Gene Ontology annotation, molecular function: guanyl-nucleotide exchange factor activity. Gene Ontology annotation, cellular component: cytosol. The transcript is spliced from 5 exons. Lineage: Eukaryota; Fungi; Ascomycota; Eurotiomycetes; Eurotiales; Aspergillaceae.
AUGGCCUCUCUUGGAGGUAUAAAUGCGACCCAUGAUGCCGCACAGGAGGCGAGCCAAUCGCCAGUUCCUGUAUCGGUUCUCGACUUGCCAUCAGUGGAUAAAGUCCUAUCAGGCCAACCUGAUAUACUGAGCUCACUUGAGUCAAGAAACACUGCCAAAACAGGAUCGGAAGAGCAAGAGACCAUGUUCCGUGCUUUGAAACAUAUCAUUGAAAAUGCCGGGGAGCCGUCUGUCGCGGGAACCAACUUCGAUCUGAAGGCAUUGCAUGCUUCCCUAGAACAAGCAGAGGGAGAGGCACGUCUGGGCAAACGUGAUGCAAAAUCCCUAGAGAGUGUGCUCAAUACACUGCAUCAACUCUGGUCAUGCAAUUCUCCGUUCAUGAGCCAAGCGGCUGAAAUUCUGGCCAAUGGAAGCCGAGAGCAAUCAUGGAGAGUUCCGUUUGGAGAGUCUGGAAUUCUUGAAUUCUUCUUGAAUGUCAUUUCAUCGAAGCUGGAUAUCGAAACGGGAUUGUUGCUUCACUCCUUGCGCUUGGUCGGUAACUCCUGUGCGGACACUGAUGAGAACAGGGCUAUUGUUGUCAAGGGAAAUUAUACUCUUGCCAUAAUUAGGCACUUUCUCAAUCCUGAUUUGAUCAAGGUGGCGAUCCCUGUGAUCUAUAAUAUUUGUAUGGACUACGAACCGGCGCAUGCUCAAAUAGCCGAGAACCGAACAGCGUAUAUCAUUUUGCGACUUCUGAAAGAUCGAGCUGUUGGUGAUAAUGAGGCUUUGCUUAGCUUCUCAUAUGAUCUAGUCGAGUUAGCUUCUGAGCAAGCACAAGGCGUUGAGAACUCACCCGAUGGUACUAUCCUCCUUCUUAUGGAACUUGCAUUGGACGAAAGUAUCGAGUUGGAGCAUUUUACGUCUCUCACGAAUUCUCUUUCUGCGUACAUGGAGAAAGAACAGUUUCAAAAUGCCUGCAUUGCGCACAAAAUGGUGGAGACUCUACUGUCUGUUCUGAACCAGUCAUUUUCUAUCGAAUUUGAUCCUUCUUCUCAAGAAGACGUUCAGUCCCUGGCUCAAUCACGUCUCAAAAUCAACCAGGCAUUGGCCGAGGUCUCUGCAUCUUCCCUAUUUGCAGAAAAUUAUCCCCUGGAAUCUACUCUUUCACAGACUCUCAAAUCGUGGAUUCGCGCUAAGGAAGAUCAACUCCAAAUUUGCGCUUGUGUGAUGUUGGGUAACCUGGCUCGAUCUGACGAGGUCUGCGAGGCAAUGAUUCGGGAUUUGAAAAUUCACGAAGAGCUGAUUGCUGUGCUUCAAAGCGAUGCUCGAGGCGCCGUCCUACAUUCCGCUCUGGGAUUCUUGAAGAACCUGGCAAUCGCUGGCGACAAUCGUUCUUAUUUAGCCGAGGCAGAGAUCAUUCCCGCCGUCUCGAAACUAUGGGCUUUUGAAUCUGUCCCACAGGUACAGUUCUCCGCUGCAACCAUCGCACGUCAAGUCAUCAUCUCUUCUAUAGAGAAUAUCUCAAGACUGUUGGCUCCACUCUCGGACGAUGUUGAUUCUCCCGCCAAUCGACGCACGUAUCUGUCCUUAUUACUUGCACUCUUCGAGGCGACAGAUUCCGCACCCAUCAAGACAGAGAUUGGACGUACCGUGGCUUCCAUUUGUCGGACUCUCACUCCUAAGGUCCGUGAUGGAGACGAACAAGCAACCUCUUUACUGGACACUUUUUAUGGCUUGCAUGAGGGUGUUGCUCGUCCAGUUGGUGCAAUGAUUACGCAGUCUCAGUGGCCAGUUGUUCGAAGUGAAGGAUGGUUCGCAUUAGCUCUGAUGGCAAAUAACAAAUCUGGCUGUGCGGCAAUUGCGGAUUGCCUCCAAAACGAGGAAGUCUCGGAGCUGCUCCAGAAGACACUCAGUGAGAAGUUGGAUGAUGAAGCCACAGAGAAAACUGAGGAGUCCCAAGCGAAGAAGGAUCGAGACAAUGUGUUUGUUCUUGUACAGGAGCUAUUGAAGAAUGAGGGCGGUGCACUACCAGCUGGGUAUAGAGAUAUUAUGGAGGAUCUAAUCAGCAAGCAGUCUUCUAAGCAUUUGACAGAUUGA